UCCGCAGCUAUGAUUUUUAACACCAUGCCCCGGGCCAGGAGCCUCAGGGUGCCCGUUCAGGAAAAUGGGAGCCGAAUCAGGAUCACCCCAUGCGCCCCCGCACCCUUCCCCCGCCGGUUCCAACGCCCGGGCGCCCCUAGACCGGGGGGGGGGGUUCUGAGGUGGACUUCCUGCGCCUCCUCGCAGCUUCCCUCCAACUCCACUAAACGGGCACAGAGACGCCACCGCUGUCCCAGAAGCAGUCGGCUACCGGUCCCCGCUCUCGAGCUCCGCCAGAGCGCGCGAGGGCCUCCAGCGGCCGCCCCUCCCCCACAGCAGGGGCGGGGUCCCGCGCCCACCGGAAGGAGCGGGCUCGGGGCGGGCGGCGCUGAUUGGCCGGGGCGGGCCUGACGCCGACGCGGCUAUAAGAGACCACAAGCGACCCGCAGGGCCAGACGUUCUUCGCCGAGAGUCGUCGGGGUUUCCUGCUUCAACAGUGCUUGGACGGAACCCGGCGCUCGUCCCCCACCCCGGCCGGCCGCCCAUAGCCAGCCCUCCGUCACCUCUUCACCGCACCCUCGGACUGCCCCAAGGCCCCCGCCGCCGCCCCAGCGCCGCGCAGCCACCGCCGCCGCCGCCUCUCCUUAGUCGCCGCCAUGACGACCGCGUCCACCUCGCAGGUGCGCCAGAACUACCACCAGGACUCAGAGGCCGCCAUCAACCGCCAGAUCAACCUGGAGCUCUACGCCUCCUACGUUUACCUGUCCAUGUCUUACUACUUUGAUCGCGAUGAUGUGGCUUUGAAGAACUUUGCCAAAUACUUUCUUCACCAAUCUCAUGAGGAGAGGGAACAUGCUGAGAAACUGAUGAAGCUGCAGAACCAACGAGGUGGCCGAAUCUUCCUUCAGGAUAUCAAGAAACCAGACUGUGAUGACUGGGAGAGCGGGCUGAAUGCGAUGGAGUGCGCAUUACAUUUGGAAAAGAAUGUGAAUCAGUCACUACUGGAACUGCACAAACUGGCCACUGACAAAAAUGACCCCCAUUUGUGUGACUUCAUUGAGACACAUUACCUGAAUGAGCAGGUGAAAGCCAUCAAAGAAUUGGGUGACCACGUGACCAACUUGCGCAAGAUGGGAGCGCCCGAAUCUGGCUUGGCAGAAUAUCUCUUUGACAAGCACACCCUGGGAGACAGUGAUAAUGAAAGCUAAGCCUCAGGCUAAUUUCCCCAUAGCCGUGGGGUGACUUCCCUGGUCACCAAGGCAGUGCAUGCAUGUUGGGGUUUCCUUUAUCUUUUCUAUAAGUUGUACCAAAACAUCCACUUGAGUUAUUUGAUUUGUACCAUUCCUUCAAAUAAAGAAAUUUGGUACCCA
Molecule: messenger RNA, 1349 nt
Organism: Gorilla gorilla gorilla (western lowland gorilla)
Lineage: Eukaryota; Metazoa; Chordata; Mammalia; Primates; Hominidae
Gene: FTH1
Product: ferritin heavy chain 1
Exons: 4
Coding region: 636-1187 (183 amino acids)
Biological process (GO): intracellular iron ion homeostasis; iron ion transport
Cellular component (GO): cytoplasm
Molecular function (GO): ferric iron binding; ferrous iron binding
Source: RefSeq, a predicted model, not a curated record